CCAUGCCAUUUGAAUUUAUAAUUUAUAUGCCAUAUUUCAGUAGGAUAACUAUGGUACCAACCCGUUUAUUAACAAAUAAAUGAAGGCAGAAGCAGCAGAGGAAGAAAUGAGCCGGGGUUGGACCAGAUGCUUCUGAUUGCACCAGAAGUGAUUUUAGAAGGCUGCAGGCGUCUUUUCUCACUUUCGAUGACAUCCCUUUGCGUUGGGGGAUGACAGCAGGGAUCUGUAGACGGGUAAUGCAAGCAAGUAUGACGGAGAAACCCAAUGGAAUUCUCAACGGCGUCUUCUUCUCUUCCCCCAGCCCCGUUUCACCGAGCCUUCCUUUCCUCAAGCGUGGAAGGUGAUGGGACAACGAUCUUCAGAGUUUCAGAAACCGGAAGGGAAGACUUUCUCCUUAACACAGAGUCCAAAUGGCCCCACUCCUAUAAUGGAUAGCGUGGAGAAUUCAUCCUCCGUUAAUCCGCAUCAGUGCCCUCUAACCGCUAACAUGACCUCCCCGUCUGUUGUGCACAUCCCCUAUUUGCUGAGCGACAGCCUGACUGCUCUGCUGUCCAUCGCGGGCAACCUGUUUAUCUGUACGGUCAUCUUGCGGAACAGGAAGUUGCGUUCCACCGUCACCAACUAUUUCCUGCUCUCGCUGGCUGUGGCAGACUUCUUGGUCGGGGCGGUGGUCAUCCCCUGUGCCCAGUUCACCGAUGUAGGGCUGCCCCAGUCCAGGCCCCAGCUGUGCCUCCUGAUGCUUUGUUUGCUCCUGAUGUUUACCCAAGCCUCGAUCUUUGGGCUGCUGGCGAUCGCUGUGGAGAGAUACAUCUCCAUCCUGAAGCCCUUCCAGUACCAGUCUCUGCUGAGCCCUCGCAAUUCCCUGCUGGUGAUUGCAGCUUCUUGGCUGCUGUCCAUCUUGACCGGCCUGGUCCCUGUGAUGGGCUGGCAUGACCCCCUGCCCCCCAGCAGGGAGUGCCUUUUCAACAGCAUCAUCACCAACGCCUACAUGGUCUACUUCAACUUCAUGAUGUGCAUGUUGGUCCCCUUGGUGGUCAUGUUGAUGCUGUACGGGCGCAUCUUCUUGGAGAUCAGGCGCCAGAUCCGCAAAGUGGCCGAAGGGGAGGUCAACAUCAGCGCUCAGAGGAGACGCCGGAUCAUCGCCCACAAGGAGAUGCGGACGGCCACUUCGCUCUUCAUCAUCCUCUUCUUCUUCAUUCUGUGCUGGCUGCCGCUUCACAUUCUCAACACCGUCAUGCUCCUCUGUCCCAGCUGUUGCAUCCCCAGUCAGCUGAGCCUGGCCACCAUAAUCCUCUCCCACGCCAACUCUGCCAUCAACCCGGUGGUUUACGUCUUCCGCGUGCGAUCCUUCCGAGACGCCCUCGGAAGCACCCUCCUCUGCAUCUGUGGCUCCGGCCCACUUCCCGCAUCUGGGACGAUGCCCGCCAACAUUUUAGAAGUGCCACCACUUCAUAACACUUUCCUGCCAGGCAAGUAAAAAUCAGGCGUUUGGGUGGAGCUAUCAAACCAUUCUUUAAAUUGGAAAGAAAAAAUCAGAGCCAUUAAUCAACUCUCCACAAGAGGGGGCAGGAAGACCUGAAAAUAUUAUUUUUGCUGUGGUAGCGGGGAAGGAAAAUCCUGAGCCUCAGCCAGACCAACUUACAGCUCACUGCCUACUUAUUUUUCAAAAUUAUACCAAGAACACUACACUACUGGACCCAAUUCCCCAGAACUAAGUAUAGACUUCUUGGAAAACUAAACAUUUGCUUUCUGGAUCACGUAGCUGUUGAUGAGUUGCAUUUACCGAGCAGGUGCUGAGUAAGGACAUGUUCUAAGACAGGGUUGUCCAACCUUGGCCA
Messenger RNA from Pantherophis guttatus, 1838 nucleotides. NCBI's taxonomy places the organism in Eukaryota, Metazoa, Chordata, Lepidosauria, Squamata, Colubridae. The record is from RefSeq and is a predicted model, not a curated record.